Molecule: messenger RNA, 3060 nt
Organism: Galleria mellonella (greater wax moth)
Lineage: Eukaryota; Metazoa; Arthropoda; Insecta; Lepidoptera; Pyralidae
Product: ubiquitin-conjugating enzyme E2 J2-like
Exons: 1
Coding region: 170-850 (226 amino acids)
Source: RefSeq, a predicted model, not a curated record
AUGUCCUUUUGACGUAUUUAUUUAUUCAUUUUAUGGCGUAGACUUGACCUGACUCAAAACUAAUUAUUUGAUAUAGAAAACUAACUUCAGUGUUCUAUAUUAUUCUCUAUAGUGUAUUCCAGGAAAUAUACAACCGUUUUCAUGUUACAGCCAUUAUAUAUGGUGAACAAUGGCCAAAACUAAAGUUACAGGCGCUACUAGUAGACUGAAGCAGGAUUACCUCAGACUAAAAAACGACCCUGUUCCAUAUGUGACUGCAGAACCAGUACCCUCAAAUAUUUUAGAAUGGCAUUACGUUGUGAAAGGGCCAGAGAAGAGUCCUUACGAAGGAGGUUAUUACCACGGAAAAAUUAUAUUUCCGAGAGAGUUUCCCUUUAAACCACCGUCUAUUUACAUGAUUACGCCGAACGGUAGGUUUAAAACGAACACAAGACUGUGCCUUAGUAUAACUGAUUUUCAUCCAGAUACAUGGAAUCCAGCCUGGUCUAUUUCCACCAUAUUGACAGGAUUACUCAGCUUCAUGUUGGAAAAGACACCAACACUGGGAUCAAUAGAGACUUCAGACUAUCAAAAGCGAUGUUUGGCAGCUGAGUCUUUGGAGAUAAAUUUGAAAAAUAAGAUGUUUUGCGAGUUGUUUCCUGAAUAUGUGGAAGAGAUAGAACAGUUGUUGAAACAGCGACAAGAGGCUAUGCUCCAAUCUGAUAACACCAAUAUCAAUAGUGAAAGUGAUGUGACUACAGAACAGCCAUCCAGCAUGUAUUACAUUAUGAAUAAUUUGUUUGUGUUAGUUGGCUUUAUUUUUUUGGCAUAUAUGGUUAAAUAUGUUUUAGUUUCAAUAUCUAAUGAUUAGGCAAUGUUACUCUGUUGUUUAAUGUACAUAUUGUAAUUUAUUUUGUAAAUAUAUAUUCCAUUAGAUGCAAAUAAUGUUAAUUUAUUUUGGUAUAUGUUUGCAACUCUGUUUUAUUUCAAAAUAAUUAUGUUUUUACACUUUUUAAAAUUUCAUUAAAUUAAAAUGGUGCUUAAUAAUAUUUAUAGCUCUUAUUUUUUGAUUUGAUAAUAAGAAUGAAAAUUUGUAAUUAAUAUAUGAUGUAAAUCCACAAUAAAUAGAAAUGGCAUAGAACAAUUGUUUGCAUACUUAUAUAUCUUAACUCUCACUAUGAAGUGAAAGUGCUAUUUUCAAUUUAAAUUGUCAAUGUACUGAGAUGCAACAUUAUACCAAAAUAUUGACACAUCACACAUAGUGUGGAAUAGACUAGUUGAAUCUUAGAUAAAUAACUAUAUUCUAUAUUGUUAUUUAUUCAAGAAUUAAACUUAUUUGCUAUUUCUUUAUCUCUAAAUUGAAAAUAUAGAAUUUACUUAAAAACAAUUCCAAUAUUAUAUAUUAUAACCAUAAUAUAUAUUUUAACCAUAGUACUUUGUAUUGAAAUGACAUUGCUAAAACGAAGGUAGGUGUAGUCAUAUAUAAUUAAGGAAUUUCCAAAACAUUUUAAAUUGUAGAUUGAAAUUUUAAGUGCAGUAUUAUAUGAUCAAUGUACAUUUUUUUAACCAAUUUUGUUUAAUUCUGGAUAAAAAAAUUGAAUUGACUAAAGGUUUAAUGUGGCAGGUAGUGCUUUUGUACCACUGGGAAUGCUUGAAAGAAUGAAAAAUGUAAUCACUUCAUACAGAUCUCUGUAUUAAUGGUUUGAAAUAAGGAAAAUAAAUCUAAUUUGAAAUUGUAAGAUGCUGUAGCAUAUUAUUUUGCAUAAAUUUAACUUCCCAAUUGAUUUUUAAUGGUGGGCCAGUAUUUCUAAAUAACUUAGGAUUGUAUAUUGACAUUGUCAUGUGGUUUACAAUACAUUUUAAGAACUAAGCAAUCUAUUUGAUUGUGUGAUGUUAUUAUUAAUCAUAUUGAAGUGUGGUAAUUUUCUGACAAUUUUCAAUAUUCCUGGGUAGUUACUAAUUUAUAUUAUUCCCAAAAACUUUUUAUCAUUCAAAUUUUCAUUAAUAGAUUCGUAAGAAUCUUAUUAAUUAUCUGUAAAUGUAACUAAUUAAAGUUUCAGUUCCCUAUUAGAGUAUUUAUUAUUCUAUAACAAUCUUUGUACUGGAUUUAAAUGUUUUGUAUAAGCUGAAAAUAUAAUUUUCAUGUAGUAACGUUUGUAACCUGCAAGAGAGCUAGAUUUGAGGAAAAUCAUAGUAUUAUUGUACCUAUCACCAAGGGUUUAUCUUCAUGUUGGACAUUAGAUUAACUUCAUACUUUAUAUGUGCUUAUCCAGCAAAUUUGAAAAUUAUUCAGGCAUUUGGUAUCAAAUGUAACUUUCAAAUAAAUGGAUAUAUUUCUAUUAAAAUGUAACUUAAAUUAUGUAUAAAAAGUUUCCUAACAUUACUUAAUUUUUUAAGUAUUGCAUUUAUACAUAUUAACACCUAAUUAUUUUAAAUUCACUACUUAUAUAGAUGCAUAUUAGCAACUUUGUGACUAUUAUUGUAGAGCAUUUGAUUUUACAUAAUGAAGUUAUAAGUUUCAAUAUUAUGGGUAAGUACAUACAUAGGUACUUCACAUUUUACCUAUUCUGAUAAUAUGUACAAUAUAUUUGUUUUGUUGUACUUGACAUAUUUACUUAAUAAAACAAACUUAGCAUAUCUUUUUUUCGAAGUUGGCUAUAAAAAUUAUUGUUUUUAACAGAAAAAAAAAUUCAGACAAUAAAAUAGAAAUGAACAAAGGUUUAAAACCUUUUUAUUCUAGCUAUUUGUAAGACUUAAAAUUUGUUUAAUAAAUAUGUUAAGUAUAUACCUAAUGUACUUGCCUACAAUUUGUUUUGAUAUUACGCUUACAUAGUAAAUGGUUAACAUUGAAGUAAAUUUAAAAAAAUAACUUAUUUGGUCAUGUUUAAACUUGAGAUUGUUCAGUGGAUUGAAUUUAUUUUCACAUAUUAGCAUUUGUCACAAAGUAAAUGGGUGAACAUUAGAUGUAUUGCCUAGCUACAAACACUACCACAGAUAUGUAGUUAUUAGUACUACACUGUACCUUAUUAUAUCUGUAAAGCAAUUUGUUUAAACUGCAAGUAAAGUGUAUUUUUAUAUUGA